Messenger RNA from Corapipo altera (White-ruffed manakin), 1589 nucleotides. RefSeq names its product platelet derived growth factor D (gene PDGFD). The record is from RefSeq and is a predicted model, not a curated record. Lineage: Eukaryota; Metazoa; Chordata; Aves; Passeriformes; Pipridae. Gene Ontology annotation, cellular component: membrane. Bases 358 to 1527 code for a protein of 389 amino acids. Gene Ontology annotation, molecular function: growth factor activity; platelet-derived growth factor receptor binding. The transcript has 8 exons. Gene Ontology annotation, biological process: positive regulation of cell population proliferation; positive regulation of ERK1 and ERK2 cascade; positive regulation of phosphatidylinositol 3-kinase/protein kinase B signal transduction.
CGGACCCGGCCCGACCUCUCCGCACCUCCGCCGAGUUUGGCCGGCCCAGAAGGGCAGCCAAAAGUUCAGCAUGCAGGAAGUUUGGAGGCAGCUCGGAGAGUAGCGCGUCGGCGGUGAUUGCUGCUUCCCGUGCUGUGGGGUUUUGCUUUUUUUUUUUUGCGGGGAUUGUGCCAUUCCCCCUCCGCCCCUCCACCCCCCACCCCCCCUCGCUCCCCGCAUACAACUCCCCCAAACACACAAGCAGCCCGCAACAACCAAAAAGUCCGGCAAGAGGGAGAAAACACGAGCGAGGGAAGAACCCUCGGCGGGAGAGCCCGUUUCUUCGCAGAGACACGGUCCCGCUCGCAGCUGGUCCCAAUGCAACUGCUCAUCCUCCUCCUGCUCUACGCCGUCGUCCGUGCGAACUUUUGCAGCCGUCAGGGCACCACCGCCCCUGCCCAGAGCGGAUCUAUAAAAGCCCUGCGGGCCUCCAACAUCAGGCGAGAUGAGAGCAAUCACCUCACAGACUUGUACCGAAAAGAAGAGACCAUCAGCGUGGCAGGGAAUGGCUGCAUCCACAGUCCUCGCUUCCCCAGUAGCUACCCCAGGAACCUCCUACUGACGUGGCGGCUCCACUCCCCAGAGAGCACCAGGAUCCAUCUGGCUUUUGAUAAUCAGUUUGGACUGGAGGAACCUGAAAAUGAUAUCUGCAGGUAUGACUUUGUGGAAGUGGAAGAUGUAUCAGAGACCAGCACAGUUAUACGAGGACGGUGGUGUGGGCACAAGGAAAUACCUCCAAGAAUAACAUCAAGAACAAAUCACAUAAAGAUAACCUUCAAAUCUGAUGACUAUUUUGUGGCUAAACCUGGAUUCAAGAUAUGUUACUCCCUUGUGUGUAGCUCGAAAGAGACAGAUUUUGCAAACACUCAGGAAAUGGAUGAUUUCCAGCAUGCAGCCUCAGAAACCAACUGGGAGUCAGUCACAAGCUCUGUCUCAGGGGUAUCCUAUCCCUCUCCAUCAGUGACUGAUGCUACACUCACGGCAGAAGCACUGGAUCAAACCAUUGCUGCAUUUGACACGGUGGAGGAUCUGCUCAAACAUUUUAACCCGGACUCCUGGCAAGAAGAUCUUGAGAAUCUGUACACAGACAGUGGCCACCAUUAUCGAGGCAGGAGCUACCAUGACAGGAAGUCCAAAGUUGACUUGGACAGGUUGAAUGAUGACGUGAAACGUUACAGCUGCACCCCGAGAAACUACUCUGUCAAUUUAAGGGAGGAACUGAAGCUGACAAAUGUAGUUUUCUUCCCCCGCUGCCUCCUUGUCCAGCGCUGUGGAGGAAACUGUGGCUGUGGGACUCCAAACUGGAAAUCUUGCAUGUGCAUGUCAGGGAAAACAGUGAAAAAAUAUCAUGAGGUGCUGAAAUUCAUCCCUGAGGCUGGGCAUACCAGAAGAAAAGGCAGAAUCAGGAACAACAUGGCCUUAGUUGAUAUACAGCUGGAUCACCAUGAGCGUUGUGAUUGCAUCUGCAGUUCAAGACCACCCCGAUAAAAAAAAAAAAAAAAAAGGAGAAAAAAAAGAAAGAAAGAGAGAGAAAGAAAGAAAGAAAGAAA